Messenger RNA from Quercus lobata, 1862 nucleotides. Its product is annotated as Zinc finger C-x8-C-x5-C-x3-H type family protein. Gene Ontology annotation, molecular function: metal ion binding; mRNA binding. The record is from RefSeq and is a predicted model, not a curated record. The transcript has 6 exons. Lineage: Eukaryota; Viridiplantae; Streptophyta; Magnoliopsida; Fagales; Fagaceae. Bases 110 to 1663 code for a protein of 517 amino acids.
UUUUCAUACCCCCCCCAAAAAAAAAAAAAAAAAAAGGUUUUAUUUUUCUCAGUCACUCACUUUUUUCCCCAAAUUUUUUUGUUAAAUUAGGGUUUUGAAAUGUGGAGGUAUGAUGGGAUCUUCUGAAUCAAUCUCAGUACCCAGUUCCAAUACCAAUACCAAAGGUCUGGAAUUAGGGUUAGAUUCUUCACAAUCGCCAAACCCUAGUCCCGAUCUGGACAACCAAACACUGCCGGAUCCAAAAGUGGAGGAGCUGAAUGAGAAGCUUGAGAGGUUGGAUUUGAAGGAGGAACCGGAGUCGAAGAAGAAGAGCGAGGAUGAGGAGGAGGAGGAGAAGGAGGAGGAGAAAGAUGGGAGCUUUGGGUUGAAAGAGGUGGAGAGAGAGAAGAGUGAUUUGAAUGAAGAAGAGGAAGAGGAAGAAGAGAAGAGGGGUGGUGGGAGUGAAUGGAGCUAUGGAAAUGAGAAUGAGAAUGAGAAUGAGAUUGAGGUUGUGAUUGGGAUUGAUAAGGUGUUACUGGAAAGUGGUGGUGGUGGUGGUGGGAGUGGUGGUAGUGGUAGUGGUGAUGAGGCGGAGAAGAAGGGUGAGAGAAAUGGUGGGGGAAAGAAGUUUCCGUAUCAGUUUCCGGUGAGACCCGAGGCCGAAGAUUGCUCGUUUUAUUUGAAGACUGGGACUUGUAAGUUUGGAUCCAAUUGCAGGUUCAAUCAUCCUGUCAAAAGGAAAAACCAGGCUAUUAAGGACAAGGUGAAGGAAAAAGAAGAACUCGCAGAGAGGCCAGGCCAGUUGGAAUGCAAGUAUUACUUGAGGUCAGGGGGAUGUAAGUUUGGAAAGGCUUGUAGAUACAAUCACACAAGAGGCAAAACAUCGGGAAGCACAUUUCUAGAGCUUAACUUUUUGGGCUUGCCAAUCCGACCGGGAGAGAAAGAGUGCCCCUACUACAUGCGUACUGGCUCCUGCAAGUAUGGAGCAAACUGCAAGUUUAAUCAUCCCGACCCUACAGCUGUGGCAGGAGGCGACCCCUCUUCAGGAUUUGGUAAUGGCGGAUCUGUUUCAUUAGGUGCUUCCCAAUCAUCUGCGACAACCUGGUCUCCGCCAAGAGCAAUGAAUGAAAACUCUCCCUUUGUGCCAGUGGUGCUUUCACCUACGCCAGGAGUUCCACCCCAAAACUCUGAUUGGAAUGGGUAUCAGGCUCCUGUAUAUACACCAGAAAGGACUAUCAAUCUGCCUCCCCCAUAUUUAAUGAACCCACCAACAACUCAAACAACCAAUCUCUUUUCACAUCAGCAGCAGCAGAUUCAAUUCGAAGACUAUCCAGAACGACCUGGCCAACCUGAGUGCAGUUAUUACUUAAAAACUGGGGAUUGUAAGUUUAAAUCUAAUUGCAAAUAUCACCACCCUAAGAAUCGGAAUGUGAAGUCACCACCCCCAUAUGCUCUCAGCGACAAGGGCCUUCCUCUGAGACCUGAGCGGGAUAUAUGUUCACAUUAUAGUCUAUAUGGCAUUUGCAAGUUCGGGCCGUCUUGUAAAUAUGACCAUCCGAUAGAUCCACCUUCUUCACCUAUGACUGGAGUUGAUCAGCAUUCUUCCUAUGCUAUCUCUGUAACUACAGAAAAUGCUGGAGUGGCCGGGAGUGGAAGUGAUUCCACCCUGCAGCAGCCUGUGUAAAAUUUUUUUUAUUAAAGGCCCUAGCUUUUAGGAAUCACAGAACCAAGGAUUUGUAAUUUUAUAUUUAUUAAUAUAACAGACACGAGUGUGGGGGUUGUUUUGCAAGGGGCUGAACAGGUUUGAUGCCUGAUGCCAGAAAUGCCCUCUCAGCUCUUUUGAUCUAUCAAAAUGCCAUUUUCUAUUUAUUUUUGUUAAUGAU